AUCUUGGAAAACUGUGCUGGAUCUUGUGUCCCUUCUACUAUAUACAACUUCCUUAGCUUUUCCUCUAACACAAAAGAAAGAAAUACCUCAGAUUUCUUACUUUGCUUCUGCUUUUCCUUCUUUAACUUUCUUCCUUCAGCAUGUGUUUGGAUCUUUCUCAUUCAUUUAUGUCUGGGUUUUCUAAAGUAUUCUAAAGGGUCCCAUAUAUGUUGGACUGAUUGAGUUCUAUGUUAUAUUGUUCUUCUGGGUCUAUUUCUUAUCCUAUAUAUUUCACAUCAUGAACUGUAUGACUCCAAAAAUAUCCCACUUUGUUUCUAUGGAUAGAAAGUGAAAGGCCCUUGUUAUAGAAUUGCUAGAAUGGUCGUUUAAAUUGAAGCCAAGCUUCUUCCUUUAAGAUUUCCCUUGCUUUCUUCUGCAUAAGUAUCCAUGAAGAGCUUCAUUACUAUCAGUAAUGCUAUUUUUGCUGUCUUCACCUUCUGUUUGGUUGCAUGGUGCUGUGGACAUGAAGACAUUGAUGUAGCUCCAAUGGAGAAAACAGAAAAGGAAGCUCUUUACUCUGCUGUACAGGGCUUUGUGGGUAAUUGGUGGAAUGGCUCUGGUCUAUAUCCAGAUCCUUGUGGCUGGACUCCUAUACAGGGGGUUUCUUGUGAUUUGUUUGAUGGGCUUUGGUAUGUUACUACCUUGAAUAUUGGGCCCAUUCAUGACAACUCUCUUGGUUGUGCCAAAAAUUUGGAAUUCAGAACACAAUUGUUUGAGCUUAAGCACCUCAAAAGUCUUUCAUUCUUCAAAUGCUUUGUUUCACCCAAGAGGCAUCCCAUUGCCAUUCCAUCCAAUAGCUGGGACAAACUUGGUGGCAGCUUAGAAUCAUUAGAGUUCAGAUCAAACCCUGGCCUCAUUGGAAAAAUUCCUAUCAGCUUUAGUGCCCUUGUGAAGCUCAAAUCAUUAGUGCUACUAGAAAAUGGAUUAACUGGCAAUAUACCGACAAAUAUUGGCAACUUGAUCAACUUGAAGCGUCUAGUUCUUGCUGGGAACCGAUUUGUUGGUUGGAUUCCUGAUAGUUUUGGUGGGUUGAAUGAGCUACUAAUAUAUGAUUUAAGUAGGAAUACACUAUCUGGGCUUUUGCCAUUGACUCUUGGAGGGUUGACGUCACUUUUGAAGCUUGACUUGAGCAACAAUCAAUUGGAAGGGAUGCUUCCAAGUGAGAUUAGUAACUUAAAGAAUCUGACCCUUUUGGACCUUAGAAACAACAAAAUUUCAGGUGGGUUGACCAAGUCAUUUCAAGGAAUGUGUUCCUUAGAAGAGUUGGUCUUGUCUCACAACCCAAUAGGUGGAGACCUAAUGAGCCUAGAGUGGCAUUACUUACAUAACUUGGUCAUUUUGGACCUCUCCAAUAUUGGGUUGACAGGGGAGAUUCCUGAGUCCAUAUCAAAAUUAAAGAGAUUGAGAUUUUUGGGUCUCAGUGACAAUAACCUCACAGGAAAGCUGUCUCCAAAGCUAGCUACUCUACCUUGUGUUAGUGCACUCUACCUAAAUGCGAACAAUCUGACUGGAGAACUUAAUUUUCGUGAUGAUUUUUAUAGGAAAGUGGGAAGGCGGUUUGGGGCUUGGAACAACCCAAACCUUUGUUACCCGGUUGGGUUAGUGUCAGCUAGCCAUGUUCCAUAUGGGGUAAAACCAUGCCAGCAACAGGUCACAUUGCUUGAACACGACUUAAGAACCAAGUUGGCUAAUGGGAACAUGAAUCAAAAUUCCCAAUUUGUGGCCUCUUUGGGGUUUACAAGCUAUGGUUUUGGUGCUGGGAUUUGGUGGGUUUCUCUAGUAGAGAUGUUGACAGGUCUAUUCUUAAAUUGUUUCCUAUAGUUGUGUCUUAAUUGACAGAAUUCUCGACUCUAGAAGAUUACCUUUUAGAAGUAUGUAACAGCAAUUUCAUCUUUCUUACUCU
This is a messenger RNA of Quercus robur (English oak), 1942 nucleotides long. Its product is annotated as piriformospora indica-insensitive protein 2-like. Lineage: Eukaryota; Viridiplantae; Streptophyta; Magnoliopsida; Fagales; Fagaceae. The coding region runs from base 427 to 1860 and encodes 477 amino acids. Gene Ontology annotation, molecular function: protein binding. The record is from RefSeq and is a predicted model, not a curated record. The transcript has 2 exons.